Macroventuria anomochaeta is the source of this 1400-nucleotide messenger RNA. RefSeq names its product WSC-domain-containing protein. The coding region runs from base 1 to 1353 and encodes 450 amino acids. The record is from RefSeq and is a predicted model, not a curated record. The transcript is spliced from 2 exons. NCBI's taxonomy places the organism in Eukaryota, Fungi, Ascomycota, Dothideomycetes, Pleosporales, Didymellaceae.
AUGCAUAUCACUUACCUUUCUGUGCUCACUGCCCUUUCGGGCUCAUCAGAAGCGUUCUUUCGCAUGUCAUGUCCAGGUCGACUGGUUCGACAGCGACUUGACCCGAUUGUCACCCCGGGGGGUAUCGCCGGCCAUGUACAUACAGUUUCAGGUGGAGCUGCUUUCGCGCCUACAAUGACUUACGAGGGUAUGCGAGCAUCGAAUUGCUCGUCGUGUACUAUCAAGAAACUUUACGCCUUCCCAGAAGGCUUCCGCAUGGUCGCCGGCGACCCCUUCGCACGCAGCUUUGGCAACAACUCUGCCGCGAAAGCCAUCUCCUUCAAUUGCCUUGGCGGCCCCAACCUCCCUGAGACAAAUGGCAUGCCAGACUUCAAUUGCCCAGGCGGCCUGCGCGCCCAGGUCUUUUUCCCAGCAUGCUGGAACGGUAAAGACGUCGACACGCCCGACCACAGAUCGCACAUGUCCUACCCCCUCGGCCAGGAGUACAACACCGGCGCCUGCCCACCCGACUUCCCCGUGCACAUGGUCUCCAUCUUCUAUGAAGUGCUCUACGACACCGCCUCCUUCUUCGAUCAAUGGACCGGCACCCAGCACCCGUUCGUCUUCUCCAACGGCGACGCCACCGGCUUCGGAUACCACGGCGACUUCAUGAACGGCUGGAACAUCUCCACGCUGCAGCGCGCAAUCGACGAAUGCACUGACGACUCAGGGCUCGUCGAGCGCUGUCCAGCAGUCACGCAGUUCACGGGUGAGGAAUGCCAGGCGUGUCGGCUCCCCGAGGACGUGGACGAAGCCAUCGACGGGCAUCUCGAUAAACUGCCUGGGUGUAACCCCAUCACGUAUGGCCCUGGGCGCGCGGUGCCGCAGCAGUGCAACGAUGGCGUUAAGCUUGGUGUCAGAAAAGUAAACUACGUCGAUCUCACAGCCACCAAGAAAUGGGAGUACAUCGGCUGCGGCCGCGAUAACAUCGGGGACCGCGCAUUCACCGGCCAGUCCUGGUCGCGACAAAACACUACCGUCGAAGACUGCGUCGAUUUCUGCUCUGACAGCGGUUACUCGUACGCCGGUUUGGAGUACAAGGGGGAGUGUUUCUGCGCGAACCAACUCAAUCCGAAAUAUGCACCGAAAGAUGGGAUCAUGGGCGCCUGUGUCAUGAAGUGCACUGGCAACCCGGAUCAGACGUGUGGUGGAUGGGCGGCGAUGAGCAUAUAUCAUGCUUGUCCUGCUGGAGGGCCUUGUCAGAACAAUGAGGAGUUUGGCAAGGCACCUACGGUGAAGGCGAAGAGGGUAAUGACUAUUGAGGUGCCGAAACAGAAAGUUAGGACUCAUGCUAGGGAGAUUCUGGGGGCUUGAGAGUGGUUUCUUGAUGAUGUUAUGAUUUGAAUGACCGGUUGGCGCCA